AUGCAUAUUCAAAAAUACCCAUGUCAAUGCAGAGAAAAGCUAGGCAUUUUUCCUCCGCUUCCUGAUACGAUUCUGCGUGUGAAUCUUGAUCGCUGCUCGAAAAACGGAGACUUGGCCGAGGCCCUUCGCCUCUACGAGGAGGCGAAGGCCGACAGCGUUGAGUUCAAUCAGCAUCAUUACAAUGUGUUGCUUUACUUGUGUUCUUUAAAUACUGAGGAGAGUGGAGAGAAUUUUGAUAGAUUUGAUAAAGGAUUUGAGAUUUUUAAGCAAAUGGGAGUUGAUAAAGUUGAUCCAAAUGAGGCAACAUUCACAAACAUGUCUAGGUUAGCAGCUUCAAAGGAGGAUCCUGAAUUAGGUUUUGGUUUAGUUAAAAGGAUGAAGGAUCAUCUGUAUGCUGCUGUGAGUUCAAAGUGUUUGCUUGUGACAAACGAUGAGAUGAGAGAUCACUUGUUCAACCUUUUAGGCAAUAGCUUCUUCCCCAGAUGGAAAGAGAAGCACCAGGUCCGAUUAAAAUAUUCCAGUGAAGAUGGGCUUACACUGCACAUGCCACCACCAUAUUCAAUCGUUAUCCAGGAGUCGGAACAAGGCAGGUGGCACAUACCAACUGUCACCGGAGAUGAUCUUGAGGCCCCGAGACAAUGGAUUUGCGCGACAAGGGCAAGACCGGACAUAUAGCUACAUUCCGGCACUAGC
This is a messenger RNA of Salvia splendens (bonfire salvia), 693 nucleotides long. Its product is annotated as proteinaceous RNase P 1, chloroplastic/mitochondrial. Gene Ontology annotation, molecular function: ribonuclease P activity; protein binding. Gene Ontology annotation, biological process: tRNA 5'-leader removal. The transcript has 4 exons. NCBI's taxonomy places the organism in Eukaryota, Viridiplantae, Streptophyta, Magnoliopsida, Lamiales, Lamiaceae. The coding region runs from base 1 to 675 and encodes 224 amino acids. The record is from RefSeq and is a predicted model, not a curated record.